AUGUUUAAUAAAAGUUUGAAACUAGUUCGUGGCUCUAUCAAAAGCUCAAAAGCAUGGUCCAUGGAUUCUCUUAAUCAACACGCUCUUCAUACCGAUCAUCACGUUAUCGAUGCACGUUUUAGAUGUUUGGAUACUGUUGCCAGGAAAAGAAUUUCCUUGUUAUGUUUUCCAAUUAUCUCAGCCUUGAUAUUAGCAAACAUAGAACCACAACUUUCAAAGCUUCAGGCACCCUCAAAGCUUGAUAAAAGUUUAAUUUUUUUAAAUUUUGAAGCUCAUUUUAAAAUUUUGUAA
This is a messenger RNA of Clunio marinus, 291 nucleotides long. The record is from the annotation of a GenBank genome assembly. Lineage: Eukaryota; Metazoa; Arthropoda; Insecta; Diptera; Chironomidae.